AGGAACUACUUUCAGAUGUUUUGAUGAGGGUGUCCCAAAACCACAAAUUCUAAGUUUAUUUACUAGUUUAUUUAUCAGUAACUCCAAGCUGAUUAAGAAUGAAUGAUGCCAUUUCUUUUGUGAAUUGUAACAAUUCUGUGAUCAUUGGGUGAUCACCGUCUGUGAGGUAUUUUUGAAACUUUUGAUACAAUGGAGGCAGCUACUUGUGUGAUAUUGUAAAAUUGUCAGACCAUGGACGGUGUCGGAGUACUGACUGAAGCAGUCUCUUCAGGAGCUGCUGCUUCUGCUUCUCAGAGUCUACCGCAUUCGAAAACAAGAGAGGCCAAAUGUCCGAAGACUUGCGAUGAUGUUUUACGAAAUAGCAAGACUGCGGAGUCCAAUUGUCGAUGCCCCGAAUCCGAAUCAUCGGGAUGCGUUGACUCGUGUGUUGCAAAAGAAUUAGCGGAUGCUUUGGAGGUUAAGGUUAACCUGGACAGUGAACAUUGUAUGAAUGGGUUGACGAAUGGGAUCAGCCAAGAAAACAAAACAAUGAAAUGCAUUAGUAACCACAGCGAUGCUAAAUCGUACAGUGAAAGCCCUAGUCCUUGUGAGUGCACCAGUGCUUCUUCGGAGCACAAUGGUACAUCUAGUGAAGAGCUUGAGGCGAUUGCAAGUAGCAAAUCUGCUGUUGGGAUCCUCAAAGAAACAGAUGCAAUAGUGUAUGUGUCUUAUGAAUCAGAGCUGCAAAUGCCAGACAUCAUGCGUAUUAUGAACAAGGAUUUGUCAGAGCCAUAUUCAAUAUACACUUACCGAUACUUUAUUUACAACUGGCCCAAGCUCUGCUUUUUGGCUAUGAUUGGAACAGAAUGUGUAGGAGCCAUUGUUUGUAAGCUCGAUCUAAAUCGCAAAUCUGCCAAAAGAGGCUACAUUGCUAUGCUAGCUGUAGAUGGCAACCAUCGAAAUAAGGGAAUUGGAUCCAAUUUGGUUCUCAAAGCGAUUGGUGCGAUGGUGGCUCUUAACGCUGAUGAGGUUGUACUAGAGUCUGAAAUAACUAACUCUCCAGCUCUACGCUUGUAUGAAAAUCUUGGCUUUGUGCGGGACAAGCGUCUAUUCAGGUAUUACCUAAAUGGGGUUGAUGCUUUUCGUCUGAAACUCUGGUUGAAAUGAAAGUUAGUGUUGCUUAUGUGAAUUAUUAUUAAUGACCUUUGUUGAAAAAAAGAUUAUGUGAUUUGUCUAAUCAAUUUUAUCUAUUAUUUGUUCUCUCCCAUGAAUAUCUGAAACCAAAGAUGAACUUUUAACGUGCAACUAAAAAUUAAAACUUCUUUGGACCAGUUUAGAAUUUGCUUUCUGUGUGUUCUUAUCUGACCUCAAAUUCUUGGCUAUCAUGUGGUGUUGACAGUGUUGAAAUAUCUAUUGUCUGUUAAGUAUAAGCAUGAGUUUAGUAAAAUAAGAAUGAAGUGAAAUCUUGCUGACAGAUUUUCAAGAGCAUUUAUUAAUUCUUUUUCUUAUCCAUUCAUCUGCAUUUUAAUGUAGGGGAUGAAAAAGGGGAAAUAAAUUAUGAUUGUCCUCA
Thrips palmi is the source of this 1549-nucleotide messenger RNA. Its product is annotated as N-alpha-acetyltransferase 30-like. Lineage: Eukaryota; Metazoa; Arthropoda; Insecta; Thysanoptera; Thripidae. Gene Ontology annotation, biological process: N-terminal peptidyl-methionine acetylation. The record is from RefSeq and is a predicted model, not a curated record. Gene Ontology annotation, molecular function: protein-N-terminal amino-acid acetyltransferase activity. The coding region runs from base 232 to 1146 and encodes 304 amino acids. Gene Ontology annotation, cellular component: NatC complex. The transcript has 5 exons.